Molecule: messenger RNA, 816 nt
Organism: Quercus robur (English oak)
Lineage: Eukaryota; Viridiplantae; Streptophyta; Magnoliopsida; Fagales; Fagaceae
Exons: 2
Coding region: 1-816 (271 amino acids)
Source: RefSeq, a predicted model, not a curated record
AUGGUUAGGCAAGAAGACUAUGACCAAUAUGGUAAUUUCUUACAAGCUGAUUCUGAUUUUAUGGAACCAUUUUUAAGUGGGUCUCAAAAUCCUUCAAUGCCCAUCCAGUCUUUACCGGAAGUUGAAAUUGUCACCUCUAAACGUGGUGGCAACUUCAGUGUAGAUGAGGACCUCCUCCUCAUCGCUGCAUGGCUUAACAUUGGCAUGAAUGCUGUGCAUGGUACUGAACAAAACGGUGACAAAUUUUGGACGAAAAUCUGGGAAUUUUUUUGCACGAACAAUACUUACGAAACCACACAUUCUAGUACCUCCCUAUCAAGUCAAUGGGGAAAUAUUAAUAGGGAGACAAGUAGGUUUGCUGGGUUCAUGGCUAAAGUUGAAGCUCGAAAUAAAAGCGGUACAACUAACGAGGACAAGAACCAACCAAAGUGGAGUAUGCCUAAGGAAAGAUCAAAAAGGCUCCCUCAAACUCCAAGUUCAAUCGAUCAAGUUGAUAGUAAUGAUGAUGACACAGUGGUACUAGAGAGACCAAUUGGUAGAAAAGCCGAAAAGGCUAAGCGAAAGAGGAUAGAUGGUGAUAAGGGUUUCGAUGAUUAUUUAGCGAAAACAUUGCAGUAUAUUCAAGCAUCACAUGAACAAGACCAAGAGGCUCUUCGCAUCAAAGCAGAAAAGCUUCGUCUUAAAACUAUUAGGGAGGAGGGAAGAAUAAUAACCAUGGAUACAAGUGGCAUGAAUGACAAAGAAAGACUUUAUUUUGAAAAUCUCAAGGAUCAAAUCCUUGCAAGACAAGUUGGAGUUGACCCAAGGAACAUGUAG